Messenger RNA from Lingula anatina, 3066 nucleotides. Its product is annotated as CD109 antigen-like. Gene Ontology annotation, molecular function: endopeptidase inhibitor activity. The record is from RefSeq and is a predicted model, not a curated record. Gene Ontology annotation, cellular component: extracellular region. NCBI's taxonomy places the organism in Eukaryota, Metazoa, Brachiopoda, Lingulata, Lingulida, Lingulidae.
AUGCGCGAUAACCUUAUUUUCACGGGGAUUGAUGAAACAGACGAGGAAGACACAGAAACCAUACUGGUCGAUUUUCUGGAAAAUAAAAUGAAGGUGGAACACAUGCCAGCUUUCCAUAGAGUACACAGAAUGGAGAAAAAGACACCAGGUAAACCACGACCAAUUAUAGCUAAAUUUGCCAGCUCUAAAGUAAGAGACAACAUUAAGAGAAGAGCGGUGACACUCAAAGGUAUAGAAAACAAUAAAUAUGGGAUAAAUGAACAAUACCCCCAUGAAAUUAACGAGAAAAGAAAGAUGCUCUAUCCCUUUUAUAAGUCAGCAAAGAGACAACAAAAGAAAGCGGUAAUGGUUUAUGAUAAACUGUAUAUCAACAACGUGCUAUUUGUGCCCGACCCGGAACAACCGGCGAAACGAACCCAGGAAACCCCACGCUCCACACCGGGAUCGAACUUUGGUGUUAUUGCAUUUACCGAUACUAUGAUCUACAGUCACAAAAACACAGCGGCAUGGGAGGCAGAAAGUAAUAAUGACGUUGGCAGUUUGGCGGAUAUAGAGCCAAUGCAGUCAUAUUUUAAAGAAACUUGGCUUUGGACCAGUGUCACAUUAGGUGCAACAGGCACGACUUCACUUAAUGUCAUACUGCCAGGUGGCACCUCGUCAUGGGCAGUCAAUGCGAUUGCAGUUCAUCCAGAAACCGGUCUGGGAGUGGCAAAGACAGAGCUGGGGGCAUUCCGUAGGUUCCUGGUAGCAGUGUACAUGCCAGAUUCGGUCGUGCUUGGAGAGAAGUUGAUCCUUCGAGUGGCAAUUUGGAACGAUAUGGGCAUUGACUUGGACGUGAAAGACGGAAAGGGUGUCUUCGUGUUUUUUCCUAUUAUUCCAACUGCUCUGGGCAAAUUUGACAUCAUUAUAAAAGCGAACUCGGAGGCUGGUAUUGAUGGCUUGAAGAAGCAGUUGCUUGUCGAGGCCGAGGGCGUCCGCCAAGAAUACACUCAAGCUGAGGUGAUCGACCUGACUAGCACGUCAACAUAUAGUAAAACGUUCCAAAUUGAUUUACCGUCCACCUCCGUGCAGGGUUCCUCCUACAUCACUGCUACUGUCACAGAUGAUGUAAUGGGACCCUCUAUAAACAACAUCGACGGCUUGUUGAAUAUACCGCUUGGUAAUGCAGAACAAAACUUGAUGCACAUUGCUACUCCAGUUUUCUUAUUAAACUAUCUUGCUGAAACGGACCAGUUCGACAGAGAGGUCAGGGAUAAAGUCAUUGACCACUUAAAAAAAGGAUACCAAAAUGUACUUGUCUACCAGCACGCGGACGGCUCGUUCAGUUCAUUUGGAAAAAGUGACCCUUCCGGAAGCAUGUGGGCUACUGCAUUCGUAACAAAGUCCUUGUUACAGGCAGGUGACCAUAUCGAGAUCGAUGAUGAGGUUAUCACUAAGGCCAUCAACUGGAUAAUUGGCCGACAGAACGCAGAUGGCUCUUUUCCUGAGCCUGGGAGUUUGGUCCAUAAGGCAAUGCAGGCUGGUCCAGCGUCAGAUGUAUCCCUGACUGCCUAUGUGGCUGUUACUUUACUGGAACAUAAAGAUUUGUCUACCAAACAUAAUAUACGGAACGCCAUAGAGAAUGCCGUCCAUUACUUGGAGAACCGUACUGCGUCCGUAUCCAACCCUUACAGUUUGGCUAUUUCAUCUUAUGCUCUGCAAAAAGCCAUAAGUUACGAAGCAGCUGUGGCUUUUGAUCGUCUCAAAACUCUGAUACCGAAUUUACUCAGAGUAUGCUACGUUUGUACUUCACAAGGUGCUUCCGAGCCAGAGGGUGGGUAUCGCAACACAUAUGAGAUGCAGGCCAGUGCUAUCAAUGUGGAGAUUAUUUCUUACGCUCUCCUUACGUACGCUGAGAGGUCGGACAUGCAAGGAGGAAUUCCUCUGAUGAAAUGGCUGAUUUCCCAGCGUAAUACCUGCGGAGGGUUCUCUUCAACUGCGGCCACGGUGGUGGCUCUACAGGCGCUGUCUGUGUUUACUGUAGAUAUCUACACGGGCUCUAGGCCGGACAUGCAGGUCACCAUUGACGCCGAGGGAAGUUCCAAUCAAGUGACCCUUAGGGGGGAUAAUACCAUCGUCCUACAGCUCCCAGAUGCUUCCAAGCAAGUGACAGUUUCGGCAACUGGCAGUGGAAGUGCGCUUUUCCAGGUGUCCGUGUCAUACAGCACAAAAACAGUGGAGCAGGACCCAUCGUUUGCUGUCGAAGCGUCUCAGGUGGAGCAUGAAUUGGGGAACUUGGUGACGGUCCAGAUCUGCUCAAAGUGGUUGGAGAACAGCCCAGCAAGCGGCAUGGCGGUGCUAGAGAUCGGAAUACCUAGUGGAUUUGAGGCUGAUCUGGAGAGCAUUUCAUAUCUUUCGCCACUGAGGAAGACGGAGAAAGCGUACAGGAAGAUAGUGCUUUAUUUUGAUGAGAUCAGCGCUACAAAAACCUGCAUUACAUUUAAUGUGCAGCGUGUCACACUGGUAGCUGAAUCCAAACAACUAGCUGUUAGGCUCUAUGAUUACUUCUCCCCAGUUCUUGAAUAUNUAGAUAUCUACACGGGCUCUAGGCCGGACAUGCAGGUCACCAUUGACGCCGAUGGAAGUUCCAAUCAAGUGACCCUUAGGGGGGAUAAUACCAUCGUCCUACAGGUGUCCGUGUCAUACAGCACAAAAACAGUUAAGCAGGAACCAUCGUUUGCUGUCGAAGCGUCUCAGGUGGAACAUGAAUUGGGGAACUUGGUGACGGUCCAGAUCUGCUCAAAGUGGUUGGAGAACAGCCCAGCAAGCGGCAUGGCGGUGCUAGAGAUCGGAAUACCUAGUGGAUUUGAGGCUGAUCUGGAGAGCAUUUCAUAUCUUUCAUCACUGAGGAAGACGGAGAAAGCGUACAGGAAGAUAGUGCUUUAUUUUGAUGAGAUCAGCGCUACAAAAACCUGCAUUACAUUUAAUGUGCAGCGUGUCACACUGGUAGCUGAAUCCAAACAACUAGCUGUUAGGCUCUAUGAUUACUUCUCCCCAGGUAUUUCUUCUGUCACUAUCAUUGCCUAA